AUGUGGUGCUGUAAUAAUGCGAUAUUUGCUCUAGUAAAAGUUGCCACAGAAUAUAGACAGCUAACGUUCACCAGAGUAAACAGAGUAUUAUUUCAUUCUCUGCUGCCCUACUUCUCAGAGCUGUUUGCUCAUCUUUUCUGAUGAUUCCCGAAUGAAGCAUUCACAGCUUUUACGAGAUAUCUGGCGAACGGAAUCGAAAGCUGUUCCUAAUUAAAAAGGAACGCCAAGUAUAUGGUGCGAGUCCUUCUGGGAACUUUAUGAUAAUUGUAUUAUGAAAAUCAUGAGUUGGAAUUUCAAGAAAAAAUCGUUUUCAUUUGUCUCCAGUGCGUUGAAAGAAAUCUUACUUUUAAUUUCACGGUGAAUUAAUGAGUUUCCAGAAAAAAGUGGAUUGGUGAGAUAGAAAUAUCUCGGCAACAAUUUUCUAUAUGACCUAAAUGAAUGACUCCCAGGCGGCGAUUCAUCAUAAUUUCAAACAGCAUCAGAGUAAACAGUUUUGUUGUGUCUGCAAAAUAUUUCAUCCUUUUUUUCCUGGAUCUGCAAAAAAAUAUUGUUGUUUUUUCUGUACGUGUCCUAGCUUCGGAUUUAUGAAUUUUACGGCGACAGAGUAAUUUAUUCAUUGGAGAUAUUUUGCUCGGUUGCCGUUACUUCCGUUUUGGCUGAUCGAAGUUUAAGCAUUCGACCGUUCCCAUUUUGCAUUUCUUUGUCUGCUGUGAACCAUUAAGAAACGAUGCAUCGCAAGAUUAGCUACGACCAAGUGAUAACUCGCUAUCGCAAGCCGUCCUAUACGGGAAGACGGAUACAGAGGAGUCAGAGUACUCCGUAUGCGCCUGCGUUGCUGUCACAUUCGAGAAGAGAGUCUCAAAUUAAUGGACCAUAUGUGCACACUGAUCGGAUCCUCCGGGACAUGGAGGACCGUUUCUACUUCGUCUCUCCGUCCAGCUCGGUGCAGCAAAGCCUGUCCGAAGAGCCGGAGGAGGACGAGGAGUGGGAGGCGGAGGAGCUCGCCCACAUCCCCGAACCGCCGGACGGGGGAUUCGGAUGGGUGAUCGUAGCAGCUUCUUUCCUCUGUAACCUCAUCGUGGAUGGCAUCGCCUACACUUUUGGCAUCUUCUUCACCGAAUUCGUCCGGUACUACGACGUACCGAAAGGGAAAGUGGCAUGGGUUGGAUCCCUCCUCUCUGGGUUCUAUCUCAGUGUCGGCCCCGUGGUGAGUGCUCUGACGAAUCGGUUCGGCUGUCGGGCCGUCACUAUAGGAGGAAGUAUUUUUUCGUGCAUUUCAUUCAUUCUGAGUACGAUGGCACCCUCGAUAGACGUACUGAUGAUAACUUAUGGAGUCAUGGGAGGAAUAGGCUUUGGUCUUGUGUUUCUGCCAGCAGUCGUCAGUGUUGGAUAUUACUUCUCUACGAAACGAGCCUUGGCAACGGGCAUAGCUGUAUGCGGAUCGGGAAUGGGAGCUUUUAUCUUCGCCCCUUUCUGCCAGAAGCUUUUGGAAAUCUACGAAUGGCAAGGCGCCAUGCUCAUCCUCGCUGGCCUCUGUCUGAAUUGUGCGGUGUUCGGAGCACUGAUGAGGCCAUUGGAAUCUUCAAUAGGUCCGAAGCAGAAGCCUUUAUUGCAGCGAAUUGCUGAAGAAAAGGAGCGACACAGAAUGGAUUCCAUGUGCGAAAGCCAGUAUAUGAUAGUACAACACUCGGAUGGAACUAUCGAAAAAAGACCGAAAUUCAUCUUGAAUUUAGAGCCUGGAGUGCAUUCCACUCUGUAUCUUGAUCAAUUUGGAAAAUCUCCAGCGGACACACCAGUCUUCACCUUGUCUCCAAUCCAGGAAGCCAGAAAAUCGCCGGCCAGUUCAAAGGAAGACGAAAUGGACGAAAAAGAGGAGAAAGAAGAAAAAGAUAUCGAAAAGGAAGAGAAAGUGCCAUUAACAGGUCCUUCUCUACCUAAGAAUGCUACGACGGUGUCUCUGCCCAAUGCUGAAUCAGCCACUGCCCAGAUCUGCAAUGCCCCUAACGGAAUAGAUCAGCAGGAAGGGCCCUCUUCUCCCCACCUCAUGAACGGUGGGCUUCCCCAAACGGCCAUUCGAGAAUUGGCCAAACGAAAGGGGCUGCUGCCACCUUUCAAGGGAGCGAUGAAACUCAGCUUGAGCAAUAUCACCGUUAACAACGACAUGCGCAAGAACAAUGCCCCGAUGAAGAUAUCGUCCAGCGGAUUCCUGUGCCCUGGUCAGCAGAACAACAACUUUAAUGCCGACGAGGUAUGGAAACAAAGCAUUCGAGAUGCGAACUCUCAGACCCCUGUUCCGCUGGACGGAAGUAGGAGGUCAUCCUUGAAAAGAGAUCGUAAAGACUAUAGCAGACCACUGUACAGAAAAGAUGUAUUCUACAGUGGUAGCAUCAGAAAUUUACCAGAGUACAAACAAUCGCAGGGCGAUGUCCGCUCUUAUGUUGCGAGUGUCACGUCUAUUCCGAGGGAUAUACCAAUGUCUCAUUCAGUUUUGAAUCGAUUAGAUAACCGAUCAGUUGUAUUUGACAAACCAAGCCGGGAGUUUUGUCCUUGCUUCCACUUGCCUCGUUCGAUGAGUGACACCAUCUACGAAAUGCUGGACUUCUCUCUACUGAAGAAUAAUGUAUUUCUCCUGAUCUGCAUCUCCAACAUUGUAGGAAUGGUUGGUUUCUACGUGCCAUUUGUUUACAUUACGGACAGUAGUAUAAUGAAAGGCGUUUCGGCUGACAAAUCUGCGUUCCUGCUUUCGGUCAUUGGCAUCACAAACACAGCCGGGAGACUGCUGUUCGGCUGGAUCGCCGAUCGACCAGGGAUCUCAGCCUUGAUGGUCAACAAUGUCUCAAUGGUCCUAACGGGCUUAUGUGUUUUCUUUUUGCCAUUCUGUACUGAUUAUACCUCUAUCGUAGUUGACUGCGUCCUUUUUGGAUUAUUUGUUUCUGCUUAUAUUUGUUUGACUUCAAUCAUUUUGGUCGAGUUGUUGGGGUUGGACAAAUUAACAAAUGCAUUCGGCUUGCUCAGUCUCUUCAGAGGAGGUUCCUGCAUUAUAGGACCACCACUAGCUGGCUCCAUCUAUGACAUGACCGGCAGCUAUGACAUACCUUUCUACAUUGCGGGGGUCCUACUUAUCGUGUCUGCCAUGAUCAGCUUUAUGGUGCCUGUGGUAGUCAACAGAGAGAAGGCUCAAGCCAACAACGCCGAGGUGGUGCGAGGAGACGAGAACCCUGACGUCAUGAGCGACGACCAAGAGAGCGUCGUCUAAUUUUUCCUCUCCUUUAUACCAGCAAUCUUAUUUAAAAGACUUCACCAUCUAUCUCUAAUAGUUUUUGGAAGUUAAGCAGAAAGAAGAUCCAAAGAUCUAUCUAUCGGCCUUGUAGUUUAUUUUUUCUUCGUGUAAAUAACUGUUGGUGUUUAAAAAAAACUGACAGUUUUGAUGUGCUUAAAAAAAUAUGCAAAGUACCCACAGAUGCAGCACGUCGAUAUUGCUGAUGUAUUUUGAGUAUGGAUUUCAUAGCAAUUUGAUACAAUUUUGUGGUGGAUGCGUGCAUGAGAUGACUGAGUGACAAAAUGAUGCCAAUUCUUAGUUGUUUCUUUUUGUGUAAAGGAGUUGAUAAAAGAAUAUAUAUAUUAUGAGCUGCGAUACCGCACAGAUUUUUAACAGAGCUUGGGUUUCACAACAAAUAUUUCCAUGCCGAUUCUGUUUUCCCUCUAAAGUGUGAUUGACAAACUGCUUAACGCAUGCGUACUUUGCAGCUAAGAGUCUGUGAUAUGAUUGCACAUUCCCGUACGGGUAUGCCAGAGACUAUUUUGAAAUGGAUCGUCGUUAUUAAAAAAAAAAGACAAUCACUAUUCAAUCGGCUACAAUGUAUGCAAGAAGCUGCAACUGUGAAAGAUAUCUACAGAAAGCAAUACAAUACUCACAGCAAAUUCUUCACGAUAAAAACUAUUAUUAUAUUAAUUUAUGAACUUCUUUUCGUUCCAGUAAUUGCAGUAAUCAUUUAAAUGAUACAGGGAAAACCAAUUUUAUAUUUCUAAAUAAAUAUGUACUUAAUUCCUGAAAGUUUUUAUUUAUUUGUUUCAAAAUGCAUGAUGAAUACUUAUUUUUUUAUAUACAUAUAAAUGUAAUUUUAGGCUUAAACUACUUACAUAUAUAAAGCUCACACUUAAGUAUGUGAUUUCGCAAAAUUUUUAAUGCUCUUAUCUUGGAGUUAGUAAUUAAGUUUUCAAGAAAUCAGGCAUAAAAUGUGAAAUCUGGAAUCCCCUGUAGCAUUUAAAUGAACGUUAAGAAUUCAAAAAUCGCUAAAACUGCGAUAAUAUUCCCGCCUCAUAAAGCAUCAACUUCAUUGCAACAUCAAAUGCUAUUAUGCAAAACAGUUGGUGAGCGGUUUCGCAUUCUGGCGAUGUACGGAUUCUGAAAUUUAUGACUGCUGAUUAUGUCAGCAGACCAAAAUUUUUAUUUAUUUUGUAUUUCGUGACUGAAUUAAAAGUCCAUGACAUCAAAACGCAAAAUUGAUGUCUGUUCAAAGAAAGCAAUUCUUGGAACGGUAUUAAAGAUAAAAGUUUUUUGUUGAGUGGAAAAUCGAGGAAUACUGUUUAUUCGGUUAUGUUGCUUCUAGGUUAUAAUUCUGAUAGAAGUUUUUCGAAAAAUUGUUUUAAUUAGUAGAAAAUUCUUUGUUCCUUAAUGUUUUAGCAGUAUUACAUAAUUUACAAUAGAUAGCAACAACGUUUUUAAAUGUUUUAGGAACUGUCCAUUUUAGCUCACUCGUCAAGUUACUUCAGUAUUGUUACUAUCAAACACAACUUUGAUGUUCUUAUUAGAAUACUUCUUGUGAUACUGUAAUGAAGGGAUCAAACAUUAAUUACACGCUCUUUGACUACUGAUUAUCGGCGAGAAGAAAAA
Messenger RNA from Argiope bruennichi, 4894 nucleotides. RefSeq names its product monocarboxylate transporter 12-like. The record is from RefSeq and is a predicted model, not a curated record. Bases 728 to 3256 code for a protein of 842 amino acids. Gene Ontology annotation, biological process: monocarboxylic acid transport; transmembrane transport. Gene Ontology annotation, molecular function: monocarboxylic acid transmembrane transporter activity. Lineage: Eukaryota; Metazoa; Arthropoda; Arachnida; Araneae; Araneidae. The transcript is spliced from 6 exons.